Molecule: messenger RNA, 1026 nt
Organism: Chelmon rostratus (copperband butterflyfish)
Lineage: Eukaryota; Metazoa; Chordata; Actinopteri; Chaetodontiformes; Chaetodontidae
Gene: gpr12
Product: G protein-coupled receptor 12
Exons: 1
Coding region: 1-1026 (341 amino acids)
Biological process (GO): G protein-coupled receptor signaling pathway
Cellular component (GO): membrane
Molecular function (GO): G protein-coupled receptor activity
Source: RefSeq, a predicted model, not a curated record
AUGAGUGAAGAGCCAGCGGUCACCCCCAGCUGGUUGACCCCUGACCCCACAGCAUGGGCCAGUGGAGGCGGGGGACCGAUGGACAACAGCACCAGCCUGGGGACGUUCCCACCGGACUCCCUCCCACCCAGCCAGCUGCCGCUGCUUGUCAACCCCUGGGACAUUGUGCUGUGCUCAUCGGGGACUCUGAUAGCCUGUGAGAACGCCCUGGUGGUGCUGGUGAUCUGGCAGAACCCGUCGCUCAGAGCUCCUAUGUUCCUGCUGAUUGGCAGCCUGGCGCUGGCCGACCUGCUGGCCGGCCUGGGCCUGGUGCUUCACUUCACCUGUGCCUACUUGCUUCGUUCCGACUCGGCCCAGUUGCUGACUGUGGGCCUGGUGGUGGCCUCCUUCUCUGCCUCCGUCUUCAGCCUGCUGGCCAUCACCAUUGACCGCUACCUGUCGCUGUACUAUGCCCUCACCUACAACUCAGAGCGGACAGCAGCCUUCACCUACACCAUGCUGGUGCUGCUGUGGGGUCUCUCCCUGUGUCUGGGCCUGCUGCCGGUCACAGGUGUCAACUGCCUGGCAGAGGCGGCUACAUGCAGCGUGGUGCGGCCACUCACAAAGAACAACAUCGCCGUGCUGUCCGUCUCCUUCCUGCUGCUCUUCGGUCUCAUGCUGCAACUCUAUGUCCAGAUCUGCAAGAUUGUGAUGCGCCACGCUCACCAGAUCGCCCUCCAGCACCACUUCCUGGCUGCCACGCCCCACUACGUCACAACGCGGAAGGGCGUGUCCACGCUGGCCAUCAUCCUGGGUACCUUUGCUGCCUGCUGGAUGCCAUUCACUGUCUACUCUCUCAUUGCCGACUACACCUACCCUCCACUCUACACCUACGCGACCCUGGUGCCUGCCACCUACAACUCUGUCAUCAACCCGGUCAUCUACGCCUUCAGGAACCAGGAGAUCCAGAAGGCACUGUGGCUGGUGUGCUGCGGCUGCGUGCCGGCCAGCGUGGCCCAGCGUGCACGGACCCCCAGCGACGUCUGA